Lucilia cuprina (Australian sheep blowfly) is the source of this 1875-nucleotide messenger RNA. It is a transcript of the gene Traf4, whose product is annotated as TNF receptor-associated factor 4. Gene Ontology annotation, molecular function: protein binding; zinc ion binding. Gene Ontology annotation, biological process: positive regulation of JNK cascade; regulation of apoptotic process; tumor necrosis factor-mediated signaling pathway. The record is from RefSeq and is a predicted model, not a curated record. Lineage: Eukaryota; Metazoa; Arthropoda; Insecta; Diptera; Calliphoridae. Bases 221 to 1756 code for a protein of 511 amino acids. Gene Ontology annotation, cellular component: plasma membrane signaling receptor complex. The transcript is spliced from 4 exons.
UUUUAUUGCAGCAACAAAAACAAACAACAAUAGAAAAUAGCAACCACACGAUUUUAAAAACUAAUUUAUAAGUUUAGAAAUUUUUUUUAAAUUAAAACGAAAAAUUCAAUCGCGUUUGUAAUGAAAAUCAUAUUUGGCGUGUGUGUAUCAAUAUCUACCAAUUAAGUUUUGCUUUUAAGAUUUUCUAAACGUUUACGACUAUACUACCCUCUAAGCUAAAAUGCUAACUUCAACAAUGUCUUUUAAUCAAAAGCAAAUUUUACCUCUUCCACCGCCUCCUCUGCCACCAUCACUUUUAUCUUCUUCGACAUCAUCACCACAAUCUGCCACAUCUUGUUUGCCCACCAGCCACACGACCAAACUUCAUCAUUCUUGUUCUAAUACAAAUCUAAACAACAGUAUCGGUAACGGCAACAAAAACAACAUCAACAGCAAAGAUUCAAGGACGCAUUUAUCGGCAAUUGCGCCCACACCUUGUCAACGUUUAAGUGAAAUGUUUCGACGAUCGAUUGCUGAUAGUUCUAUAUACUCUGAUUCUCGGGAAAAUACGUAUGAAGAGAUUUACCCUGGACCAGAUCCUAAACAAGCUAUAAUGGGUUCUUUGGUCUUUUGUAUACAUCAUAAACAGGGCUGCACCUGGUCAGAUGAAUUGAGAAAAUUAAAGGCUCAUUUGAAUGUUUGUAAACAUGAUGCUACCCAGUGUCCCAAUAAGUGCGGUGCCCAGAUUCCCCGCAUAAUGAUGACAGAUCAUUUGCAGUACACCUGCACCAUGAGACGUACUAAGUGUGAAUUUUGUCAAAGUGAAUUUUCGGGAGCCGGUCUAGAGGAACACGCUGGUACUUGUGGUCAAGAGCCCAUAUAUUGUGAGGCCAAGUGUGGCCAGCGUGUGUUAAGAGGUCGCAUGACUUUACACAAAUCGAAGGAUUGUACCAAACGCUUAAGACGUUGCUUACACUGCAAUCGGGAAUUUUCAGCCGAUACUUUGGCUUUGCAUGUCAAUCAAUGCCCACGUGCUCCUGCUGUAUGCCCUCAACGUUGCGAUGUGGGUCCCAUUGCUCGUGCAGAUAUGGAAGCCCACUUGAGAGAUGAAUGCAAGGCUUUAGCCAUUUCAUGCACAUUUAAAGAGGCCGGCUGCAGAUUUAAAGGACCCAGACACAUGUUGGAAGCCCACUUAGAGGCCAAUGCCGCUUCACAUUUGUCUUUAAUGGUCGCUUUAUCUGCCAGACAGGGACAACAAAUCCAAAUGUUAAAAUCAGCCGUCUCUAAAUUGUCCAUUAAUUUCACUGGCACUUUAUUGUGGAAAAUUACCGAUUGGUCUGCUAAAAUGUCAGAGGCCAAAGGCAAAGAUGGUUUAGAAUUAGUUUCACCACCAUUUUACACCUCUCAAUAUGGCUACAAAUUGCAAGCUUCUAUGUUUUUAAAUGGUAAUGGUCCUGGUGAAAAUACUCAUGUAUCCGUUUACAUCAAAGUAUUGCCUGGUGAAUAUGAUGCUUUACUAAAAUGGCCUUUUUCUCACUCCAUUACAUUUACCCUCUUCGAACAAGGAGCUCAGGCUGGUCAAGGUGGUGUAGCCGAAUCAUUUGUACCCGAUCCCACUUGGGAAAAUUUCCAACGUCCUUCAAACGAACCCGAUCAAUUAGGUUUUGGUUUCCCCCGUUUCAUAGCUCAUGAUUUGCUCUACAAGCGUCCCUUCAUUAAAGACGACACAGUGUUUCUGAGAGUCAAAGUUGAUCCCAGCAAAAUAGUAGCAGUUUAAGUUUAACAAAACUUAAUCGUAGUUUUAACUCUUAUUUUCGUUAUGAAUACUGUGUAUUUAAGUUAAAGUUAAAAUUACUAUGUUAAGACAACAAUACACACGUGUAUUUUAGUUUUAAG